Molecule: messenger RNA, 1845 nt
Organism: Candidula unifasciata
Lineage: Eukaryota; Metazoa; Mollusca; Gastropoda; Stylommatophora; Geomitridae
Source: the annotation of a GenBank genome assembly
GUGGCAUCAAUACAGUGGAAUUAUCGGGCCACCGAUGAUGUGGUGAAAGUCGAAGUGUGGGAUGUGGUAGACAAAGGAAGGAAGAGACGUCGGCAGGAUGGACUGAAGACGGAGAAUGCUGAAAAUGGUAACCCUGAUGAGCCAUGCCUAGAUGCAGAAUUUUUGGAUGUUUACAAAGGAACUCACGGAGUCAUCUUUGUUUUUGACAUAACCAAGCAGUGGACCUUUAGUUAUGUGGAGCGAGAGAUAGAGAAGGUCCCAAGUCAGCUGCCUGUUCUAGUACUGGGCAAUCACAGGGAUAUGGGUCACCACAGGACAGUCACCGAAGAGAAGGCAAAUUUCCUGGUGGAGCAGUAUCAAAGGGACAGACCCGAAGGUUCUGGAAAAAUCCACUAUGCUGAGUCUUCCAUGCGCAAUGGGUUUGGUUUGAAGUACCUGCACAUGUUCUUCAAUUUGCCAUUUCUUCAGCUGCAGAGGGAGACACUGCUGAAACAACUGGAGACGAACAUGAAUGACAUGAUGUCUACAGUGGAAGAGCUGGAGAUUCACGAGGACUCUGAGGAACAGAAUUAUGAUCUAUUUCUGGAGUCCCUCACUCAGAAAAGACGAGCACAGCAGGAAAAACUGUCAGAGAAAGUCACAGCAGAUGCCACCUUGAAGCAGGAUAAGUCUGGAAACUUGAUAGGGAAAGAUGGGGCCCCGGUGACUUUGAGUAGUGCCCCUAGCCCCAUUGGUGGCAGUCAGCCAUUUAAAGCUACCCCGGUUAGUGGAGGGAUAUUUGCUGCCACUGUCCCCAGGUCAACUUCCCAACCUACAUUACCCAGCACUCUGCCUGUAGGCGGGGCCGGAGACAACAGCACAACCAAUCACCAGUCAGAAUACAUAGCCACCUCAAGUAGGAACAGCCAGUCAGAAACAAAUACUCCAGUGAUCACACCAAGCACAGAGGCUGCCAAGACUGGCAUAUUUUCAAGGUUAUUUAAGGGCAGCAAAACCCAGAGCACGUCCGUGACCCCACCGAAAACUUUAGAUUUGUCAUUAGCAGAAGCCCCACAGCAGGUGGUGAAAAGUGUGGAGGACUUUGUCCCUGAAAUUGAUGGCCUGGAUAGCGGGUUUCUCGAUGAUGCUAAAGAGUUGCCAGGGACCAAGGAUUCUGGGAAAAAUGAGGAAGAUGACAGCGAUGACGAGGAGGCCAAUCCAAUGGUGGCAGGUUUUCAAGAUGACCUGGACUCAGAAGAUGAAAAAACAACUUCUCUGGUUACUGUUUCCACGUCUGCUCAUCCGGAUUCUUCAUCAGAAGAUGAAGGUUUAGUCAAUAAAGUUGGUAGACAACCAGGCGCACAGCGUAAAAGCAGCAAUGACGAGGAAGAUAGUGAUGUUCCAAGUGCAUUGAACCCUGCCGUCACACAAGAUGCUGACGUAACAAGUGAUGAGGAAGAGGCGCCUACUUCUAAAAAUGAAGCUGCUUCAAAGCUACUUCAGGCGGUUAAGCAUUCAUCCAGUUCUGUUUUCAAACAAAAGCGAGUUCCAGUAGCAGAUGUUCAUGUAACAGAAUCAGAAGGUGAUGAUGUUGAAGAUAAAAUAUGUGAUAAUGGAAACACAAACACUUUCAAGCUUUCUUCAAAAGCUGCUGAGGCAGUUUCACACAGUGCAAUAAAAAAUAAAAGCGUCAAGCCUGAUGAGACCAGCCAAUCCGCAGAAUCAAAGGAGAGUAGAAAUAAUGGUGAUGCCGGGCCAGAAGUUGACGCAGGCAGCUUUGAUGCCGAGGAUGGUGGUAACUCGGUAGCUGCUGUGGAGGUCCCUCAAGAGAUGUUCAAUGAUUGGCUUGACCAGUUUGAAGCCAAG